Molecule: messenger RNA, 810 nt
Organism: Myiozetetes cayanensis
Lineage: Eukaryota; Metazoa; Chordata; Aves; Passeriformes; Tyrannidae
Product: tetraspanin-3-like
Exons: 1
Coding region: 4-810 (268 amino acids)
Cellular component (GO): membrane
Source: RefSeq, a predicted model, not a curated record
ACAAUGAAGAGGCUUAGGGCUGUGCUGCUGCUGCCAUCUUUGUGGUGCCGUGAGGAUGCUUGGCUCAGGUCCUCUGCUCGAGCUCUCCUCAGAUUCCUAGGCUUUGUCUUCUGGGCCACUGCUGCAGCUCAGGCUGUUGGUGGAGUUUUGGUGAUCCUGCUGUUCAAGAACUACAGAUACUUAUUUCAGGAGUCUUACUUGGCUCUCCCUGGUUGGCUGGCUAUUGCAGCUGCACUUAUCUUGCUACCUACUGGAGUUUUGGCUGUCUCUAUUUCUAUCAAGAGCUCCCGAAAUCAGCAAGGGACUUUCAUGUUCCUGCUGCUUCUCCUUCUUUGCCUAGAAACAUCUUCAGCUGUUCUAGCACAUGUCUACUCUAUUAGGACGGCUUCUCGGCUGGAAAGUGCUAUGGGUUACCUUGUCUAUCAGAACAGUGGGUCAUGCUCCCAGGAUCCUGGAAGUAGAGCUGUGGAUGAAAUGCAGAGGAAGCUGCAGUGUUGUGGGGUCCACAACUACACAGACUGGUUAAAGGCAAGAGCUGCUUGUUGGCAUCUUACAGCUUGUGUCCCUGAAAGCUGCUGUAAGGAGAAGUAUUCUCACUGCAGGGGACACUUAAGCCAUUUGGAGGAACUUUCUCAGGAAGGCUGUCUAAAGAAGCUGGAAGACCAGUUGUGGUUUGUCAUGCUGUAUGUGUUUUGGUGUUGUAUUGUGUUAAGCAUCUUGGAGCUGUUGGCUGGUGUUAGCAAUGGCAUCCUCAUGAGGCAUCAGCCGUUCCAGGACCUCCGAUUUCUGGACUCAUAUACCUUCACAUAG